Messenger RNA from Colletotrichum orchidophilum, 627 nucleotides. RefSeq lists its product as uncharacterized. Gene Ontology annotation, molecular function: oxidoreductase activity. The transcript has a single exon. NCBI's taxonomy places the organism in Eukaryota, Fungi, Ascomycota, Sordariomycetes, Glomerellales, Glomerellaceae. Bases 1 to 627 code for a protein of 208 amino acids. The record is from RefSeq and is a predicted model, not a curated record.
AUGACAAAGAAUAGACUAGGAGAGGCCCUCGAACGAAUCGCGGCUUCCCCCGCCGCCAGUGACAUCUCAUUCACCUUGGUCUUCCGCCCGUACCAGCUAUACCCAGACUUCCCCUCCGAGCCCCAAGACAAGCGACACUGGUACACGACAGCCAAGCACGACGCAUCCGAUCAGAAGCAAGAAGUCUUUGAGGCGACGAUGGGGUCCCUCGGGGCCGCAGCCGGCAUCAAGUUCUCCUUUGGGGGCACCAUGUCAAACACGUUUCCGUCGCAUCGAAUCAUCCAGCACUUUCAGGAAGCUCAAGACCCGGAAACCGCGAACAAACUAGUCGAUGCGCUGUACAGCCGCUACUUUGAACGCGAACAGGAUCAGAACUCGAAAGAUGUGCUGGUUGAGGCGUGCGUGGAGGCCGGCAUCCCCGAGGCGGAGGCGAGGGCGGUCGUCGAUAAUGAGAGCGAGGGCAAGAUUGAGACGCGGAACAUGAUUCGGAUGGCGGCCAUGGAUGGCGUCGACUCGGUGCCGUACAUUAUGUUUGAGGGUCGCCGGAGGGAUCUCACGCUGGUUGGGGCCAAGGAGGUUGAUGAGUACGUCAAGGCUUUGCAAACGAUUAUCAAAGAGAGCAAGUAA